Molecule: messenger RNA, 1213 nt
Organism: Sesamum indicum (sesame)
Lineage: Eukaryota; Viridiplantae; Streptophyta; Magnoliopsida; Lamiales; Pedaliaceae
Product: ethylene-responsive transcription factor 3
Biological process (GO): regulation of DNA-templated transcription
Molecular function (GO): DNA binding; DNA-binding transcription factor activity
Source: RefSeq, a predicted model, not a curated record
ACAACACACAGUAGAGGAAAAAAGGAAAAAUAGAUAAUCUCAUCUCUCUGUGGCGUUGUUUGUUCCUUUGUACAUAUGUCUUCUCACCCAUUUCAGAUUUCUCUUUCUUCUUUUUUCUCUCUCUAAAUCAUUUCUUCUCCGGGGGAGUAAAGUAGAGUAAUUCAUCGUUUUCAAUUUUUGGUUUUUUUAUUUUUCUUUGAUUUUUGGUGGUUCAUCUUUUAAUUUGGACCAUGCGGAGAGGCAGAGCAGCGGCCAGGCAGGUGGCGGCGGCGGUUCACGGCGGGGAAGGUAAUGGAUCUGGGGAAUCGAAGGAGAUCAGAUUCCGGGGUGUGAGGAAGAGGCCGUGGGGAAGGUAUGCGGCGGAGAUCAGGGACCCUUGGAAGAAGACUCGUGUCUGGCUCGGCACCUUUGACUCGGCUGAAGAGGCUGCUCGGGCCUACGACACCGCCGCGCGCUCGCUGCGUGGUCCGAAGGCGAAGACGAACUUCCCUUUGACUCCAAGCGGCAACGUGUUCCACGAUUUCAACCCUCAAAACCCUAAUCAACCACAAAUCAACAAUAACCCUAACGAUCCCUUCAUGGAUUCCCGGUAUUACCCUCAGGACCAAGAUAUAAUUGCGCAGCAGAGGCCGACCUCUAGCGGCAUGAGCAGUACCGUGGAGUCGUUUAGUGGGCCGCGGCCGCCGCCGCCGCCACCGCUUGUUCAGCAGCAGAGGAGGCAUCCGCGGUCGCCGCCGGUAGUUCCGGAUGAUUGUCGCAGCGACUGUGACUCCUCUUCUUCCGUGGUUGAUGAUACCGAGUGUGACAUCGCCUCAUCCUCUUGUAAAAAACCCCUUCCUUUUGAUCUUAACAUGCUACCACCGGUGGACGCCGCCGCUGACUUGGACGAGCUCGCUUGCACGGCGCUCCGGCUCUGAGGUGUUUUCCACGUCCGAUGAUAAUGAUGAACUUAUCAUUUGGAAGAAAUCCACCCAUUUGGUUAAAUUACUCAAUUUUCCUUUUCUUUUUACCUUUUUUUGGUUUUAUUUUGCGGAAAAUCGAAAACAAAAAAAAGAGAAAGAAUGCUCAUAGACAGGGUGAAGACUGAGGUGUCAUUAAAACUAAGAGUCUGUCUUCUAUGAGUGUGUUGUUUGAAAAGAAUUUACUUUCUUAAAUUUAUAACUUUAAUGUUAUCGAUAAUAGAAGAUAUUCUGAUUGAUCUUUAAGCGAGUUA